UUCAAUGGUCUCCGCCAUGUGCUCCUGCGGUGUGCUUGUUGCCUUUCAUCGCGCAGUGGUUCCCGUCUGAAUUGGGCCACUGCUUGGGCCUGGGCAGGUAUUCGCAAGGAACGAAAGUAUAGAAACGACCGGUGCGACGCCAUGGGUAUCUGGAGGGUGCAACGAGCACUGAGGAGAAGCUGGAGCAUGCACAGCGAGAUACUCCGCUGCCAGAGGCUCCAGGGCCGGCUGCCGGUGUUGACAGCCAACAGCUCGACCCAGGCGGAGCGGCACAAGGACGUGGAGCACAUCCGCAACAUUGGUAUCUCGGCGCACAUCGACUCGGGCAAGACCACGCUGACAGAGCGGCUGCUCUUCUACACGGGCCGCAUUGACCAAAUGCACGAGGUGAAAGGCAAGGACCAGGUAGGCGCUGUGAUGGACUCGAUGGAGCUGGAACGGCAGCGAGGCAUCACGAUCCAGUCGGCGGCCACCCAGGUCUACUGGGGCUCCACAGCCAUCAACAUCAUUGACACUCCUGGCCACGUCGACUUCACCAUCGAAGUUGAGCGUGCCCUUCGUGUGCUCGACGGGGCCGUGCUUGUGCUCUGUGCUGUUGGGGGGGUGCAGUCACAGACACUGACUGUGUGUCGUCAGAUGCGCCGCUAUUCAGUCCCCUGCGUGGCCUUCAUCAACAAGCUGGACCGCAUGGGAGCCAAUCCGCACAAAGUCUUGGGGCAACUCAGGUCCAAGCUUCAGUACAAUGCAGCCCUGCUUCACUUGCCCAUAGGGCUCGAGGCAAAGCACAGCGGGGUGGUGGACCUGAUCCAUCGCCGAGCCAUCUACUGUCGUGGGGAGCAUGGGGAGGAGGUGUGCUAUGAAGAUCCACCGGCAGACAUCCGGACAGAAAUGGAAGAACGACGGCAUGAGCUCAUUGAACAUGUUUCGAAUGCGGACGAGGUGCUUGGGGAGAUGUACUUGGAGGAGAAGACGCCCUCAGAGGAGCAACUAAUGGCGGGCAUCCGUCGUGCUUGCCUGCAGCGCAAGUUCAUCCCUGUGCUGAUGGGCACUGCACUGCGCAACAAAGGUGUGCAGCCGCUUCUGGACGCGGUUGUCCAAUACCUGCCCAACCCUGCCGAGGUCACCAACUAUGCCCUGGACGAGAGAGAUCCUGCCAACGUCAAGAAAGUGGUCAUGAACCCAGCCCGGGACGACAGCCACCCUCUGGUUGCUCUGGCCUUCAAGCUGGAGGCUGGGCGUUUUGGUCAGCUGACAUACCUGCGGGUGUACCAGGGCCAAUUGCGCAAGGGCGACACCCUGUGGAACACUCGCACAGGCCGCAAGGUUCGGGUGCCACGUGUGGUGCGCAUGCACGCUGCCGAGAUGGAGGAUGUUGGGGAAGCCUUUGCGGGAGACAUCUGCGCCGUCUUUGGUGUUGACUGUGCCUCAGGUGACACAUUCGUCACCGACGCCAACCUCAAGCUAUCCUUGGAGUCAAUCCAUGUGCCAGAGCCCGUGAUCUCCAUGUCCAUACGUCCAAAGGAUAACAAGGACAAUGACAGUUUCUCCAAAGCAGUGAACCGAUUCUGUCGGGAGGACCCCACCUUCCACGUCAAGUAUGACACAGACAACAAAGAGAUGAUUGCCUCGGGCAUGGGAGAACUGCACCUGGACAUCUAUGCUCAGCGCAUGGGUCGUGAGUACAACUGCCCCGUGAUACUCGGAAAGCCCAAGGUUGCCUUCCGGGAGUGCCUGACUGCCCCCUGCGAGUUUGACUACCUGCACAAGAAGCAGCACGGAGGUUCCGGACAGUAUGGACGGGUCAUCGGAUACCUUGAGCCACUUCCCCCAGAGCGCAAUACAGAGGUGCUGUUCCAGGAUGACACCAUUGGCACCAAUGUUCCUAAGCAGUUCAUUCCUGCUAUUGAAAAGGGUUUCCGAGCGAUGUGCGAGAAAGGGUGCCUGACUGGUCACAAGAUUGCUGGCGUCCGAUUCCGGCUCACUGACGGUGACAACCACAUGGUGGACUCGAAUGACAUUUCCUUCUUCCUGGCAGCUCAGGGUGCCAUCAAACAGGUAUAUCAAUACGGCAGCUGGUACCUGCUGGAGCCAAUCAUGAUGGUGGAGGUGACGGCGCCCGACGAAUUCCAGGGCUCGGUGCUCAGCUCGCUGAGCAAGCGCCAGGGGGUGAUUGUCUCAACAGAUGCCAGCGAAGGCUGGUUCACCGUCAUGGUCGAGGUGCCGCUGAACAGCAUGUUUGGCUACUCGACAGAGCUACGUUCCAUGACGCAAGGCAAGGGCGAGUUCACCAUGGAGUACUCGCGCUACUCCCCAGCGAGGCCCGAGGUACAGCAGCAGCUGGUUGAAGAGUAUCGAGCUGAUCAGGAAGCUGCAGCAGCUGCUGCUGCCGGGGGCGGGAAAAAGAGGCGCUGAACGUGUUUCCUUUAUUAGGUUAUGUAGAAACCAAACUUUUCAUCACACAGUGUCUAGUGCUCACCUUGCAAGGACAUUGAUGUACUGUGUGCUCAUCAGAAAGGUGGCCUGGCUGACAAGCUCUUCUGAUGGAUCAUCAUCAUCAUCCUGUCCCAACCCAAAGUUUGCGAGUCAAUGUGUGUGUGACUGUCCAGCACUGAUGCCCUGGCAAUCAAGAACUGCAGAGGUUGUCAGUUCUCAACCUUUGGAGCCUUGAAGCCUCUGCUAAUUGCAUGGGCCCUGCUGUACAGCCUGCAAUCAGCUCUGGUUGCUUGCACAGAGGCCAGAGAAGUUGUGAUGAAAGUGAUCAGAGCCGUUCAAAUGCGCACGUCUACGAUGUUGUUUACAGUUUUGCACCUUGGCAUGCUGCUGUCAGGAUUUCAGCACCAAGUUAAGGUCUGAUGGGGGAAUUGUCCAUGGUGUUUUAGGCAGUGCGCACAGCGCAGAACUGUUAUCAAAAAUUAACACUUUUGAGGGAAUGUGUGGCUUUUGGGCCCGGUGGACUUCAUAGAAUGCAUGCUUACAACACGGGAAACCUUCUUGGGGAGCCUUCGUUGUGCUGGACAGAUACCACACGCUGCUGACUUUUGACUCGUGCAUUGUUAGCUGUUGGAUAAGAUUGCAUGCUGACAUUCUCAGGUUAGUCAGUCCAUCUUUUGGAGCCAUCGGGCAGUGUGUUAUACUUAGGGCUUUGUAUGUACAGAUCAUAAUGGUUUCUGCGGCAUCAAGUUUAGUGACCUGUGGUCUAGUCGAAAUUGCUUCAACUGAAUUAAAAAAUCGAAGUUACUGUUAAUAUUCCUCCCUGUGCACUUUUCAUCUCAGCUGUAAACGCCACUCAGUAACUGUUUGGUUCGAUUACUUGGUGUUCACUUGCCAACCUGUCCAUUUUUUACAUAUGACUGAAUGAAGUAUGCGUGAUUGCUUCCUUCUGGAAGACAGUGCUGUUAAAUAAACACGAAAAUGAAUUGUUUUACUUUAGGCAUCUAAUUGGAAACAAAUUUACAUAUGUGCGUGUAUUAAAGAAAUUUUACUGAGACCACCACAUCACCGUCACUUGGUUUUGUUCACUUGGCCAGUGCUAGAUGUAUCAUACUGCAAGUCAGUUUAAUAAACCUCAAGCA
Molecule: messenger RNA, 3572 nt
Organism: Dermacentor silvarum
Lineage: Eukaryota; Metazoa; Arthropoda; Arachnida; Ixodida; Ixodidae
Gene: mEFG1
Product: elongation factor G, mitochondrial
Exons: 19
Coding region: 142-2412 (756 amino acids)
Biological process (GO): mitochondrial translational elongation
Cellular component (GO): mitochondrion
Molecular function (GO): GTP binding; translation elongation factor activity; GTPase activity
Source: RefSeq, a predicted model, not a curated record